AUGCCAUUUAAAUUAUGUACUGACUGGUUGAGCGGGUCGAAGUAUCCUACCUUACCUAACCUUCUCAUCGCUAUCGGCGCCAUUAGGCGAAAACUUGAACGCGAUGUACCAGAGGUUCGCACGGUAAGAGACCUCGAGGAUGUGCUUCUGGACCGCCUAAACCACUACUUCGCCUACUUGACUGAAAGCGACUUUGUGAAGGCUGCGUACUAUCUCAACCCUACGACUCGAUCUCGCCAGCCCGCUAAUGACCCGUAUCAUGUAAGUGACGUGGAGGGGCGAAAAGCAACACUUAAAUGCUUAGAGGCUCUCAAUUUGGAUAAAUGUGAAGAUACGGAGAAGAAGACUAGUGAGAUGGACUCGCAGCAGAAGCCAGUGGACUCGUUCGACAGUCUCAUCAAUGACUUUUUCGACCAGCCGGCAGAUCAACAGCACCAUCGAAUGAGUGCCGAGGAGCGUUACGAGGAUGAGAUGAUGACUAUCUUCUGUGAAUACGAGAUGAGAGCUCGCAGUUUCGCUGUCCCAUCGGACAGUAGCUCCCCGCCUAAGAAGAAGACCAAGCACGCUGAGAGGGAUGCCAAAUCAUCCCGCUACGAGCGUUUCUGGAUACGCUGUGAUGACUUGUCGCCUGUCAGCACUGUCGCUAAGCUUCUAG
Perkinsus marinus ATCC 50983 is the source of this 655-nucleotide messenger RNA. RefSeq lists its product as hypothetical. The annotation marks the transcript as partial. The transcript has a single exon. Lineage: Eukaryota; Perkinsozoa; Perkinsida; Perkinsidae. The record is from RefSeq and is a predicted model, not a curated record.